This is a messenger RNA of Kockovaella imperatae, 953 nucleotides long. RefSeq names its product Alpha/Beta hydrolase protein. Bases 57 to 938 code for a protein of 293 amino acids. Lineage: Eukaryota; Fungi; Basidiomycota; Tremellomycetes; Tremellales; Cuniculitremaceae. The record is from RefSeq and is a predicted model, not a curated record. The transcript is spliced from 6 exons.
AGCCCGAGAGAGAGAGAAAGAGAGAGACUGCUGAGCCUCGUCAGCGCACCAGCGACAUGCCAGCUCAAGAUAAGACUCAUCUAAGGCUUGGACAUGCCGAGUAUUCGAUCAAAGAUCUGUUUCUGAUGGGUCUUCAGACCAAAGUGUUCGGGCUGGAGGAAAUCAAGGACAGCGAGCUUCCCGUUGCUGUUGUCCUGGUUCUACAUGGCCGCACGGAUAAUCAAAAAGGCAUGGCAGACUAUACACAUGGUCUCCUAGGAGAGAUCGAACGAUUAUCGAAAGGUAAACAGAAGGAGAGGGAUAUUAUUGCAGUCACCAUGGAUCAACGAAAUCAUGGAACUCGGUUGAAGGAGAAGAUUCCGAAUCUCAGUUAUGACAAGAACCCAAAUCACCUCAUUGACAUGACGGCCUGCAUCCUUGGAGGAUCUCAAGAUGUCUCAUUUGUGAUCUCCAUGCUGCCUUCCUACCUGUUCCCAAAUGGUGAUCGAAAGAUCACCGAAUGGGUCGUCGCUGGACAUUCUUUGGGCGGCAACGUUACUUGGAGAGUCCUGAGAGAUGAUCCACGGGUCAACGUGGCCAUUCCAAUUCAAGGACUCCCAUUGGAAUGCCAUCUUCCAUACCUCAAAGCAAGAGCUCUCGGUAUGAACCUGGCAUUCGAGCCGCCACUAUGUCCUCCGACUCUGUUGCCGAUACUGGAAAGCCCAGUGUCUGACUCAGCAUACUGGGGCAAAAAGAUCUUGACUAUCCACGGCGGAGCAGACGAUGUGGUCCCUUAUGCUGUCGGCAAAGAAAUCAUCACGGGUAUGCAGAAGAAGGCGCAGCCAGGCGACGUAGAGAUCGUCAUUCUGCCUGGCAUCGAGCACACUGUCACUCCAGAAAUGGUGCAGCAUAGUGCGGCUUGGGUCUACAAGUGGGCAAUAAGUCGAGAGAGAGUAUGAUGCAUGGUAGUGAUA